GAAAGGGCUGUGCCGGCAGCCCCGGGGCGGGCCCGCGGCUGUUGGAGCGCUGGGCGGGCGGCGCGGUCCGGAGCGGGGCCAUGGCGGCGUACGUGCGGCUGGGCGCUGCGGGCAAGAUGCCUCUCCUGGGGCUGGGCACGUGGAAGUCCCCUCCAGGUAAGGUGGAAACCGCAGUGAUGGCUGCCAUUGAUGCUGGGUACCGCCACUUUGACUGUGCCUACGUGUACCAGAACGAGAAGGAAGUUGGGGAGGGGAUCCAGCAGAAAAUCAAGGAAGGUGUUGUGAAAAGAAGUGACCUCUUCAUUGUUAGUAAGCUGUGGUGUACAUUUCAUGACAAGUCUCUGGUGAAGGGAGCCUGCCAGAAGACUCUUGCAGAUCUGAAACUGGAUUACCUGGAUCUCUACCUCGUGCACUGGCCUUUUGGGUUCAAGGCAGGAGAGGAGCUGUUUCCUGUGGAUGACAAGGGCGUGUCUAUACCCAGCAACACAGAUCUUCUGCAGACGUGGGAGGCCAUGGAAGAGCUGGUGGAUGCUGGUCUGGUAAAAGCCAUAGGUAUCUCCAACUUUAACCGUGAGCAGACUGAAAGGAUCUUGAACAAGCCAGGGCUGAAGCACAAACCUGCAAAUAACCAGGUUGAGUCUCAUCCAUACCUUUCCCAGGAGAAGCUUAUCAAUUAUUGCCAGUCUAAAGGAAUCACUGUGACAGCAUACUGUCCCCUUGGACGCCCCGACAGUGAUAAACCAGAUAUGCCUUUGCUUCUGGAUAAUCCCAAAGUCAAAGAGAUAGCAGCCAAGCACAACAAAACCCCAGCACAGGUUCUCCUUCGCUUCCAGAUCCAGAGAAAUGUGGUUGUGAUUCCCAAGUCUGUCACACCACAGCGCAUUGUGGAGAACUCCCAGGUGUUUGACUUUGAAUUGACUAAGGAGGAAAUGGCAACUCUCCUCAGCUUGAACAGGAACUUCAGGAUCUGUGAAAUGGUCAUGUGCAAAAAUCAGAAGGAAUAUCCUUUCAAUGCAGAAUACUGAAGACAGUUUUAUCCUGCCCUCCUGCAGGUCUCUGGAGUCUAAUGAGCUUUUGUCACACUACAUGGCUUGCAUGUUGUAUCUCUCCUGCCAGAAAAGGCUUAGUAAAUACUCACUGAUUCUAGGUUUUCCUUUUUAUGGUGGAAGGGGAAAGAUUGAGAUUGUUCUCAAGAAUAAAAUAUGGGCAGUAAUAGUUCUCUCCUCAGUAGAUAAGUGUCUCUGUGUGGAUGAAAUAGAAAAGCAGAAAACACAAAGAAUCGACUAGCAACAGAUUGUUUUUAUCUUCUGUCUUGGAUCAACACCACUUAAGGCUGCAGGUAAGGGUGUGUCAGCACAGCAGCUCCAUCCUGAAAGAAUGACUGUAUCAACAAUUGUCCUGGGUCAGGGUGGAUCCCUGCCCUGGUAAACUCACUACAAACAUGGAGUUUGGGAAAGUCAGGAAAAAUAAAAUUGUAUUUCUUAUAGUUUAAAUGUAACAGUGUAAGGAGAAUAAACUACUACAGAAA
Pogoniulus pusillus (Red-fronted tinkerbird) is the source of this 1528-nucleotide messenger RNA. RefSeq names its product aldo-keto reductase family 1 member B1-like. Gene Ontology annotation, molecular function: aldose reductase (NADPH) activity. Bases 81 to 1025 code for a protein of 314 amino acids. The record is from RefSeq and is a predicted model, not a curated record. Lineage: Eukaryota; Metazoa; Chordata; Aves; Piciformes; Lybiidae. The transcript is spliced from 10 exons. Gene Ontology annotation, cellular component: cytosol.